Messenger RNA from Styela clava, 2441 nucleotides. NCBI's taxonomy places the organism in Eukaryota, Metazoa, Chordata, Ascidiacea, Stolidobranchia, Styelidae. The record is from RefSeq and is a predicted model, not a curated record.
AUGGGUAACACUAAUUCUAUCGAAGAGGAUGACCUCAAUUCUGCCCCACGAACCCGGGCGGAACCGGAACCGGAAGAGCCAAUACCGGAUGGCGGGCUUGAUUUUGAUGAUAAACCGGUUGUCGCGCCUCGUCCACAGGAGGAAAGAACGGACCCUAAUAUCAUUGAGAACUUGGACCAGCCUUUAGAUGACGAUAAAUUCAAGAUGGGAGUAACCACGAAUUAUGAAGAAUUCCGGGACACGAUACUGAAAAACAGUCGAGACGAAGGCAAGCAAUAUGUGUUCCAUGACACGGAGUUUCCCGCUGAAAAAGAAUCGCUUUAUUUCAGCCGACAACCAUCGUCAAAAUGGGACAGAAUAACUGAAUGGAAAAGACCUCAUGACUUGACAGAGAAUCCUCGUCUUCUCCAAGACGGCAUAACCAGCGAUGACAUUAUGCAAGGAACACUGGGCAACUGCUGGUGGCUUUCUUCUGUUGCGGCGAUAUCUAGAAAUCCCACUUGUAUGCAUAGAGUUGUACCAACUAACCAAGCGAUGACUGGCGACGAUUACGUAGGAAUGUUUCACUUCCGGUUUUGGAGAUUUGGUUCCUGGGUAGAGGUCAUAGUUGACGAUCGUUUACCUGUGAUUCAAGACCAAUUGGCGUUUGGCAGGUCGAGCUCAAAGGACGAGUUUUGGUUGUCGUUGCUAGAGAAGGCUUAUGCAAAACUCCACGGUUCUUACGAGGCGAUUGAAGGCGGAUUUAGUCAAGACGGACUUGAAGAUUUGACCGGAGGAAUGGCUGUAUCGUUCGAUUUGGGAGAUAAAACACCUGGACAUUUAUUCAGAAGCUUAGUCAAGGCAUUCCAGAACAACUCAUUUGCAUGCUGCUCUAUCAAAGGCUCAGGCGAGCGUGAGGAUUCCAGGGGACUUGUCAGCGCUCAUGCCUACACCAUCACGGGAGCUACAACGAUUCCGUUCCGGGGAGCAAAGGUCAAGUUGGUGAGAAUUCGCAACCCUUGGGGAAACAAAAUCGAAUGGAACCAAGCUUGGAGUGAUGGGUCUCCUCUUUGGGAUGAGGUGGAUCGAGUCACAAAAGACCGGAUCGGAUAUGCAGACAAGGACAACGGAGAGUGGUGGAUGGAGUUCUCCGAUUUCAAAAAGUAUUUCGCUGACUGUACAAUAUGCACGAUGGGACCGGAUUUUGAUAUCGAUGGUGCUGCUACCGGAGACAGUUGGUUUCUAUCUAAAAUCAAAGGCAAAUGGAUCAAGAGUUAUUCAGCCGGUGGUUGCAGGAACGAAGUCGACAAGUAUGCCAUCAAUCCGCAAUAUUAUAUGGAGUUAAGGGAACCAGACGACUUCAAUCCCACCCGAGAUGACCCUGCAAACGAGGGCAAAUGCUCAAUAGUGCUUGGCCUAAUGCAGGAGUACAGAAGAAUUGGGCGGGAAGACGGACUCGAGAAUCUUUACCUUGGGAUCAAUAUAUAUAGACUGAGCAGCAAGCCCGACCGUCGUCUACCGACUAAACACUUCCUUUAUAACCGUGACGUCGUGAACUCCGGUAACCACAUCGAUAAGAGGGAAGUUAGCAUAACCACUGAACUGGAACCAGGUCAUUAUGUCGUCAUACCCUCGACCUUUUAUCCAGACAAAGUCUCUACUUUUCUGCUGAGAAUCUUCACAGAGAAGCGAAUCGAUCUGGAGGAAUUACACUAAGAGCAAAAAGGAACGCAGAAAAAAAUGGAUUUCCGAAAUUUAAUGGACCUUUCCCGACCUUUGACCCCCGAAAAAUUUUUCCUAUACUUUACCAUUGCAAAAUUUUCGAGACUUAUUUUAAGAGUGAUUUUCAGAGUUGGCGCUUGUAAAAUGGGAUACUUGUUUCAAACCAUCAUUCUGAUUCAUCGCAUUCAACAAUAAGUUUUGUAAAUGUACCGUUAAAGAAUUUAAGCCUAGUCUAUCACAGCUAUUUCUACACUAAUUUUUUAUUAUCACAAUUGAAUUAAAUCUCCUAAGAAGACAGAGUGAUCAUUGAAUUAUCUGAUUUAUAUUUAAACUUCCGAAACACAACUGAAAACUAACGAAUAAAGUUCAAAAACGCGAAAACGCCUGCUAGACUCUCUGGUGUUUUUUCUUUUGUCCAGUGAAAACUAUGAUUAACAACUCAAACUUAAACAAAGGAUUUCUGCAUUUCUGUUUUACAUUUUUUCCUCGUGCCUCACUAUAUUGUACAUAUCCUCAUUGUGUCGUAUCUCCUUGUCUUGUGUAUUUUACUAGAGUUUUAUUUGUAUAGCAUAUUUCAUGUCUGUUGUCAUAUCAUAACGCAGCAGUCCUAAACUGCUGUUAUAAUUGUUAGGGGUGCAUGUCGCACAUCUGUGUCUUAGGCCAGUAAGGUCUUGAACAAGUAUCCAAUUUCUGUUUUACUGUUUGAUUAUUAAGCAGUUACUGUUACAUUUCUGAGGCAA